Messenger RNA from Beauveria bassiana ARSEF 2860, 5211 nucleotides. Its product is annotated as HATPase domain-containing protein. Lineage: Eukaryota; Fungi; Ascomycota; Sordariomycetes; Hypocreales; Cordycipitaceae. The record is from RefSeq and is a predicted model, not a curated record. Bases 1 to 5211 code for a protein of 1736 amino acids. The transcript has a single exon.
AUGGAUUAUUCAAAUUUACGAGCGGCCGCCCUGCGCAACGCAGAAGACGAAGAGGCCGUCACCGUCGACACCAGAGCCUUGAUCGACAAGGUUUUGGCGCGCUAUUCUGGAGAAUGGACGACGCUGCGAGAACUGAUACAGAACGCCGCAGACGCGCAGGCCACAUCUGUCACCGUGACUUGGGAAACGCUGCCCUCGACAAGUGUCCCCAUGCCGAACACGACCGACCGAUCAGACCAGCUGAAACACGUCGUGGCAAACCACACACUGCGACGACUUGUCGUCCAAAACGAUGGCCAGUCCUUUACUCAAAGAGACUGGGGGCGUUUGAAGAGAAUUGCCGAGGGAAACCCAGACGAGACCAAAAUCGGCGCGUUUGGUGUCGGCUUCUACAGCGUGUUUGCCGACUGUGAAGAGCCAUUUGUCAGCUCCGGGAACGAGGCCAUGGCCUUUUACUGGAAAGGAAACUCACUCUUCACCAAAAAGUCCAAGUUGCCCGAAGCGCAAGCCAGCAAAUUCACGACCUUUGUUCUCGACUAUAGAAAUACCACGACGCCUAUGCCAAACCUGUUAUCGGUUGGCCAAUUUCUGGCUACGAGUUUGACAUUUGUUGCAUUGGAACAUGUAGAAUUCAAAAUCGACGACUACACAAUCCUUUCUCUCAAGAAGAAGACUUCGCCUGUUGUCGAGCUCAGCUUACCCAGAGAUCUUGUGCCAAAGACCAAGGAGGGGCUGAUGAAGGUGGUUGGGGUUGACAGAACCAGCACGCAGAUUGAUGCAUCCUUUAUGAGUGUUAUUGGCUGGAAACCACAAAGUGCGGCUGCUACUAAGGCUGCCGACUCUUCCAACUCGACUGAAUCAUCUUCAUUACGUUCGUUCUUUUCUCGUUUGGCAGCAAAUGCUUCCGGCGCAAAGUCCAAGGCAGCGGCAGAGGAAAAUAAGGCGCAAAAUAUCAUUUCCGAAGAUGUCACGAAAGUUAAUACCUCUUCCAUAUUCCUUCGUGCUACCUCCGCCAAUAUCCAGACGAGCGUCUCUUCUGCAUUUGCUUCUGAGCUGGAACGAGCUACGAAAAAGCCGCCUCCAGGCAAGACCAGGGUGUCAAUUCUAACUGCUUCGUUCGACGAAGCCGCUGCCUCGCAAGAAGCGUCAUUGCAAGACGGCACCGGCACCGCUACCGACGUCUUUGCUUCAGUCCUGCCUAACAAGAAACCUGGUGGACGCAUCUUUAUUGGCUUUCCCACCAUGCAGACUACGGGAGCUGGAAUGCACUUGUCUGCUCCGUCUGUCAUCCCUACAGUUGAGCGUGAAGCAAUUGAUUUGAAUGCGAGAUGGGUGCGCACGUGGAAUAUUGAACUUUUGAGAGCCGCCGGCAUCAUUGUACGACUGGCAUUUGCCAAUGAAAUGGCCGACUUGCAUAAAAAAGUCGUUGGCAGCGUCGAGCAAGGUGCUAAAAUUACACAGGCAAUUAUUUCCAGAUAUAUGCCAGAAGCGCUCCACAUCCUCAGCACGUACUCAUUUGCAGAUUCCACUCCUAGCUCACAAGUCGGUCAGAUCAUGGAGGAGUCUUUCUGGACCUGCUUCACAAAGGCCACCAUCGAAAUGUACUCAACACGAGGAGUCUUGCAAACAUUGCAGGUUCGCUUGGGGAUCGAAGAGCUCAAUUCCUUUGUUGAUAGCAUUCCAGUAGUGCCAAAACAAAUGUCUGACGCUCCGUUCGUCAAGAAGCUCGUUGAUUUUGGACUGCUUAUGCCCAUCAAUAUCGGCGAUAUCAAGAAAGAGCUAGAGGUCAAGGCCUUGAGCAAGGCUCAAGUUAUCAGCUUGAUCACUUGGCUGGGCAAAAAGACCGUGGCUGGAGAGCUGGAUGCCGGCAGUCGCUCCGCUUUGCUCGAGGUCGCCGUUGCCGUGGUGAAUGAGGAAGCUGACAGUGGCGAAGUGAUAGCAUUGGGCAGCAUCACCAACUAUCAUAGCUUGGCACGCAUACCCGCCAACAUGCCAAUACCGCCUAACACGAUACCAUUCUCCUUCAUUGUUAACUCAAGCGUUUCUGAACUCCAGGCUUUGGGGUGGGAGCCUCUGGAGAUUGUACCUUGGUUGAGAUUUCUCAUUGAAAGCACAAACAGUCGAACCGAAGAGGAGAACUUCACCAAGUCUGCCAAAUUUGCUGUCCAAGUAUUGACCGUUCUGUCCAAGAAUUGGGAUACAUUGAGCAACGGGAGCCGCAGCACAGUUACCACUUUGUUGCAGAACAGAACAAUCAUGCCAACAAAGUUGGGCAUGAAAUAUCCUACAGAGGCAUUCUUUACAACUGUCAAAUUGUUCGAUGACUUGCCAGUCAUUCAGGGUUGUGAAAAGGUCAAGGAAAAGUUCUUGGUAGCCAUUGGGGUGCGCAAAACACUCGACUUGGAGACAAUCUUCACUCGGCUGCUAAAUACCUCAGAAAAGGGAGGCAAGCAGAAAUGGAGCCAUAUGGAGCUAAUCAAGUAUCUCACCUCGGUUCAGACUGAUAUUCCCUCUGCGGACAUGAAGAAGCUCAAGGAGUCAAAGAUUUGCCCCGCAGAAGCUGGACCGAAGGGUAUGGAGCCAACAAAAGGUACCGAUGCAUUGUUCAAGGCCUGUGAGCUGUUCGAGCCGCAAGAGACUCUGCGCGCGCUCAAACUGCCCAUACUGCAGUGGCCUGGACCUCCUGGUAGCUAUCGCAGUAACAGUGCCGAAGCGCUAUUCUUGAAGAAUUUGGGUCUCCGAACGUUUCCUUCCGUCCCCGAGUUGGUGGAGAUGAUGGCUUCCAAAGAUUCAGCGUUGCGGGCAAAUGCAAUGACAUACUUCAUCACCAAUCAUCAUCUCAACAUGUACGGCGCUUUCGAUAUGAGCGCCUGCCGCAAACGGAUUCUUCCCUUGAAAGACAGCAACGAGCUUGUCAUGCCCCCGGCCUGCUUCACAAAUCCACGUGUCACUGUGCUCGGCUUCUCCGUGUUGAGACCUGAUUUACAUGACCACGCCAACAAAUUUGGCGUCGCAAGAGAUCCGCCAAUGCUUGAGUGUGUCAGUCGCCUCCUUGCGUACCCGCCUCAGGACCACCAGUCAGCAGUUAGGCUUUUUGGAUACUUUGCAUCCCGCCUGAGCGAGCUAGGCGACAAGAUUGUACUGAGACUUUGUAACGCCCCUAUUGUACCCAUUUCUCGGUCGAAUAGUGGCGGCGUAAAGGAGAAGGGCGGACAGAGCAUUACUUUCAUCCCGCCGUCUCGAACAUAUCUUGGCAGCUCGCCGACAUACGAUGCCAUAUUUGACUUUGUAGACUUUGGGAAUGAUGCAAAUGCGUUCUUAUUCAAGUGUGGUGCUCGAAGUGAGCCAACGAAGAAGGAAGUCGCAGAAAUGGCGUGCAGCGAACCGGCACGGCUACUGUCCGCUCUCGACGGCAUCGACAAGUACUUAAAUCUUCUCAAAUCCCUUGCGGAGGAGAGCCAUAUCUUACAACGUGACAAGGCAUUAUGGAAACGGAUGCAGACUUCCCGAUUCUUGCCGGCUUACAAGGAAGUUGCAACGACAAAGGGCAAUCUCAUUGAUUUCGAAGAUGAAGUCGAGCCCGUGAAGCAAUAUCAGCUUGCAACUGCCAGCCAAGUUGUUGUGUUGGAUGAUAUCGUCAGCUACCGCCUAUUCAAAGAUCAUAUCAUUUGUGCCCCUGAAGAGGAUCUGCUUGAGGAUUUCUACGUUCAGCUUGGUGCACGCAGGCUAAGCACAAUGGUCGAAGAGGAUCUUCGUAUCGGUGGUCGUGCCACUAGAGACACCAUUGGCCAGGGCUUGCGAAAGCACGUAAUCGAAAGAACCAAGAUUUUUUUGUACGAGUACGCCCACUACCGACGAGACUUUAUCAAAAACGACGCGAAGUGGCUGGACUCGAAUCUCGUCGUCGAAGUUGUCCGCUCUGUUGCGCUGCGAAGAACACUCAAAGGGCAGAGUCAGUCGCACGCCGAGCGUCGCUCUGCAGCUGGGUCUCACAACAAUGGAUCGUGGAUCCUCUAUGUCACAGAUAGUGUGAAGCCCGACAUGUACCAAGUUGGACAAGCCAUUUGUCAGAUGUUGCUGAAACGCCCAAAUCAGCAAGCGUACCUCUUCUUUGAACCGUUUCUAACACUCGACCUGUAUGCCCUGCGGGACAGAGGCUACAACGUGGACCGGAUUCUUCGUGUCAAAGCGGCGGAGGCUAGGAUGGCGGAAGAAGAGAAGCGCAAGGCGCUUGAGGAGGAGCAAACGCGAAGGAAGGAGCAAGAGGUCAACAUGGCCAACAUGGCUAACCAAGGCAUGAUACCGGAGCCGAAGGCAGCUGAGGCUGCCCGUGCUGUCCCCAAUGUUCCAGCUUUACCAGCCGCUCCAGCCACUCCAGCUCAGCCCAAGCAGACACUUCCUGGCGCGUGGUCUUCACCGGACGAUAAUCCUCCAGAGUCACAUAACAAUGGGAGAAAGAGCAGGGGUUUGUUUUCCAAUUUGACAAAACGGCUAGGCUUUGAUUCUCCCUCAGAGGAAUCGCCACCACCAUACGCGGAGACAGAGCAAAGAGAAAGGCAAAAGGGACUGCAAGGAAGCUCUAAUGAUGGGCUCGAUACCGGCAAAGUCACCAGCCCAUCCGUGGUGCAAGAGAACCUUGCCAACGCAAUAAACGCCACCCGUGCCCAUGGCUCAAACUCUGUCUUUUCGCAGCCCGAUGUCAAAGAAGUCAAGGAGCAGGCGACCUACUGCGACGAGAAUUCGGCCAAGGACAUUCAGCACGUGUCCAACGCGCCCAACGGGCUCAAAAUUUACGCGGCGCGCCACCUGUCGGUCGACCCGCGGCAGUUCCUGUCGAGCCACCGCGGCGCCGUCAACGCCUUUGCCAAUUUGCUGGUGGAUGUGGGCCGCAUUUACGGGCUCUCGUCGACGGUGCUGCACAUGUACUAUGAUGAGCGCGGCAAUACGAUUGCCUUCAACACGGGAGGCAGCAUCUUUUGCAACCUGCGCUUCUUUUUGCAGCUGCACGCGGCGCAAGUCGGCGAGGGGGAAGCCGGUGCGGGCUGGGCGGACGCGGCGACAUGGUGGUGGGUGGUGAUUGCGCACGAGCUGGCGCACAAUCUGGUGGCGGUGCACAAUUCGAAUCAUAGCUACUAUACCGAAUCAUUUAUCCAGCAGUACAUGGGACGCAUGGUGGCGCAGGUUUCGCAGUGGACGCAAGGGGGACAAUAG